This is a messenger RNA of Papaver somniferum (opium poppy), 1371 nucleotides long. Its product is annotated as probable purine permease 11. The record is from RefSeq and is a predicted model, not a curated record. Gene Ontology annotation, molecular function: purine nucleoside transmembrane transporter activity. The transcript is spliced from 3 exons. Bases 1 to 1371 code for a protein of 456 amino acids. Lineage: Eukaryota; Viridiplantae; Streptophyta; Magnoliopsida; Ranunculales; Papaveraceae. Gene Ontology annotation, cellular component: membrane.
AUGAACUUCACACACCUAGCAUUUUACAAUCGAGAGGUAACCUUGGAGGAUGUUCUGAGGAAACCACAAAGAGUGCCAGAGAGAAGUCUAUAUAAGUUUGCUUUCGGAGCUGAGACCCGUCUUGAACAAGCCCUCGCAUUGAUUGAUAUGCUUGCACUGGUAGAGCUUAUUGAGGUCAUGAGGUUCGCUAGGAUGAGGAGAAAUAUUAUAUCAGUUGAGAGGGAUCACCACCAAGAAUUGGAAGGUUUGUUUGAAGAAAUGGCUGAACAUAUAGCCAUGGAUGAUGCAGAAGCUGCUGCUCUUGAUGAUGUUGCCGCUGGUGGUGCUCAAGAAUCAAAAGAGUUCAGGGUGACGCUUUAUGGGUUUCUGCUUGUAUCUGGUCAAUCAGUAGCCACUCUUUUAGGUGAGUUAUACUAUGAUAAAGGCGGGAAUAGCAAAUGGAUGGCGACAUUGGUACAAUCAGCUGGGUUUCCAGUCCUUUUUAUCCCUUUAAUUGUUGUCAAGGUAUACUUGCCACCUCCAACCAGUUCCACCACCACCCUAACCACCGAACACUCAGCAUCCAUAUCGACAUUAGCACUCCUUUACAUCUCGCUUGGAGUGCUAAUAGCAGGAAAUGGCAUGUUGUACUCCUAUGGGCUCUUAUAUCUUCCGGUGUCUACAUACUCUCUAUUGUGUUCAACUCAAUUAGUUUUUAAUGCAAUAUUCUCCUUCUUUAUCAACUCGCAGAAAUUCACUGCUUUCAUAUUCAAUUCUUUGAUUCUCCUCACCAUGUCAGUGGUGCUCCUAGCUAUUGAUCCCGACGGUUCUUCAAACUCAACAACAAUUCCUGAAGGUAAAUACGUUAUUGGAUUCAUAUGUACACUUAGUGCCUCGGCAGGUUACUCCUUGUUGCUUUCACUAACAGAACUCAGCUUUCGGAAAGUAAUAAAAAACGAAACCAUUCUUGCCGUACUAGAAAUGUCAAUAUCUACAUCGGUAGUCUCUACUUGUACUUGUUUAGUCGGAUUAUUUGCUAGUGGAGAUUGGAGGCGAUUGAAGAACGAGCUCAACGACUAUGGACAAGGUAGUGUUUCAUAUCUUAUGACUUUGGUGUGGAUUGCAGUAACUUGGCAAGUAUCUUCUGUUGGUCUACUUGGGUUAGUAUUUGAAGCAUCUUCACUUUUUUCCAAUGUCAUUAGCACAUUAGGCUUACCCAUUGUUCCCAUUUUUUCUGUUAUAUUUUUUCAUGACAAAUUGGAUGGAGUAAAGAUAGUGGCAAUGUUGUUAUCGCUUUGGGGUUUCGUUUCUUAUAUCUAUCAGCAUUAUCUUGAUGAUUGCAAGGCAAAAGAAACAAACACAGUUGACGAUCAAAAUGAAGAGAAAUGCUAA